AUGACAACUUCAAACGCUGAGCAAUACCCCGAGGGACCUCUCUCUGUCCUCACCUCCUCUCGAGUCGUCGUCACUCUUCCCGAUGACUCUCUCGCUAUCACUCCCGCUUCCAUCGUCGUCAGCCCCAUCACCGGAAAGAUCAUCUCUGUCAUCCCCGAAAUUCUCCCCUCAACAAGCUUCCCUGCUGGUACUGAGUAUGUCGACCAUACUCCCAAGCUUCUCCUGCCCGGUCUCGUCGACGCUCAUGUUCACUUGAACGAGCCUGGUCGUACAGAGUGGGAGGGCUUCUGGACUGGUACCCGUGCUGCUGCCAGCGGUGGUGUCACUACUGUUGUUGACAUGCCGUUGAAUGCUAUUCCUCCUACUACCACUCUUCAUGGGUUUGAGGAGAAGUUGAGGGCGAGUCGGGGACAGUGCUGGGUUGAUGUCGGGUUCUAUGGUGGUAUUAUCCCGGGUAAUGCUGAUGAGCUGAGACCCCUUGUCGAAGCUGGCGUUCGAGGAUUUAAGGGAUUCUUGAUCGAGUCUGGUGUCCCCGAGUUCCCUGCUGUAUCUUCCAAGGAUAUCGCCCUCGCCAUGGAGACUCUCAAGGAAAGCCCUACCACUCUCAUGUUCCACGCCGAAAUGAUCCCUCCCAUCACUCAAUCUGUCGGUGAUGACGUUCAGACCUCUGAAGCUCCCCUCGCUCCCACCGGUGAACUCACCGCAUACAAGACCUUCCUCGAAUCUCGACCCCCUGCCUUCGAAACAUACGCCAUCGAGGAGAUUCUCAGCCAAGCACACAUUGCCCCCUCGCUACACCUUCACAUCGUUCACCUGUCCGCUACCCAGUGCAUUCCUAUCCUCAAGGCAGCUCGCAAGGCAGGCAUCAACAUCACAGCCGAGACUUGCUUCCACUACCUCGGUCUAACGGCUGAGGAGAUUGAGAAGGGUGACACUCGACACAAGUGCUGUCCUCCUAUCCGAGAGGGAAAGAACCGCGAUGGUCUUUGGGAUGAGCUCGUCGCUGAGGACUCAUGCAUCAAGACUGUUGUGUCGGAUCACUCACCCUGCACACCACAGCUCAAGCUCCUCCCUCAACAUCUCGACGCCGAUCGACCCAACAUUCCCCACAACGACUCCGGUAUCGACAUGACAAACUCCGCAACCCAGAAGGCCGAGAAGGAGCGUGGUGAUUUCUUCGCAGCCUGGGGCGGCAUCUCAUCUGUCGGUCUAGGUCUCCCCAUUCUUUACACCGCCGCCAAGAAGCGCAGCGAUUUCUCCAAGACACCAAGUAUCACCGACAUUGUGCGUCUCUGCUGCCAAGCCACAGCCGCUCAAGUCGGUCUCUCGCAUCGCAAGGGCGCUAUCAGAGUCGGUAUGGACGCCGAUAUCUGUGUCUUUGACGAUGCAGACGAAUGGACGUUUUCACAGGGUGAUAUGCGAUGGAAGAACCGCUGCUCACCGUGGGAGGGCCAUCAGUUCACCGGUCGCGUGAAGGAGACUUGGCUGCGUGGAAACAAGGUAUUUGAGCUUGGAGCGGCGAAUUCUGGGUUUGUGGCUGGCAAGCCUUUGGGGGAGGGCAUCACUGAGAAGCGGACAUGUUUAAAUGAUUGA
Fusarium tjaetaba is the source of this 1593-nucleotide messenger RNA. Its product is annotated as allantoinase. Gene Ontology annotation, molecular function: allantoinase activity. NCBI's taxonomy places the organism in Eukaryota, Fungi, Ascomycota, Sordariomycetes, Hypocreales, Nectriaceae. The transcript is spliced from 2 exons. Gene Ontology annotation, biological process: purine nucleobase catabolic process. Gene Ontology annotation, cellular component: cytoplasm. The record is from RefSeq and is a predicted model, not a curated record. The coding region runs from base 1 to 1593 and encodes 530 amino acids.